Molecule: messenger RNA, 2925 nt
Organism: Corticium candelabrum
Lineage: Eukaryota; Metazoa; Porifera; Homoscleromorpha; Homosclerophorida; Plakinidae
Product: receptor-type tyrosine-protein phosphatase F-like
Exons: 14
Coding region: 193-2679 (828 amino acids)
Biological process (GO): cell-cell adhesion
Molecular function (GO): protein binding
Source: RefSeq, a predicted model, not a curated record
AUUAGUCGAGGAGGUAUAACGCGAGUUCGACGUCCGGAGAGUGCUGCACGGUGUUGCAUUGCGUCGUUUUUCUUUGUACCAACUGCAAAACCACAAGGUUAUUUAGCGUUCGUACUCGACGUUUCUUGUCCAGGUCGCUCGUUUGUGAUUCGACCGACUUGUUGUGGUGCCUUCUUCUUUCACUUGCUGGAGAUGAAGACGAGGGUGUGGAGAUUUCUGGCCGCUUUGACGGCGUGCGUCGUGCUCCGCACGGGAGUGGACGGUAACAACAAUCAGGCACCCAAGAUUGUCGAAGCGCCGAGAGACACGUUCGAGCUCGAAGGGAGAGAAGCCGAGUUGAGGUGUCGCACCAUUGGCAAACCGCCUCCCAAAGUCCAAUGGAAGAAGAACAACCACUGGUUGAAGUGGCUGAACUUGUGCGACAGCAAAGACGAGAGACUGUGCAUCAGACCGGAUGGCACUCUGGUCAUCAAGGACGCUAUCAUUCAAGACAGCGGUGAAUACAGCUGCAGAGCCAAGAAUCACAUGGGCAAAGUAGAGAGUGAAACCAUCUACUUCGGUGUUCAACACAGAGACUCCAGGCCGCCACAGUUUUUGAACGGCGGCCCGGAUGAUGUAAACAUACGAAGCAAUAUGCUUGGUGGAACCGUCACAGUCAAAUGUGAGGCGGCCGGCAAUGGACAUUUGACAUUCAGUUGGACGAAAGAGUCCGGCGACAAGAAGCUACCUGAAGACCGAGCGUAUGAGACCGAAGACCACAGCUUGGUGAUUGAACAUUUCGAGAUGUCGGAUGCCGGAUAUUAUGCUUGUACGGUCACGAACGAGCAUGGCUGGACGAGCAAGAUGAUCAGUGUAUCUCUCGUCGCCGAACAUAGUCACGUACCCACCAAGCCACCGCCGCUGACCGAUCCUCCACUCAAGAUCACAAAGUUCCCUGAGGAUCAGACUGUUUACGUGGGCGACCAGGUGAUGUUUGAUUGUGAGAUUCAAGGGCCGAUAGAUACGGCCUUGUUGUGGUAUGAUGGAAUCGUGAAGGCGGACGGUCCGGAUCAACCGGGCGUUCUCAUUGGGUCGCGUCCCGAUGGCGAAGGCGAAGCUCUUCUUACAAAAGAUCGACGCGUUUUUAUAUAUGAGAAUGGAACGCUUAGUAUCACUAAUGUUACGCUGAAAGACGACAAACGAAGCUUUGUUUGUCAGGGUUACAGUGGCACUGCUGGACUGAUCAGUUCGUCGGCGACUCUGACAGUAAAUGUUCUUCCGACCAAGCCAAGCAGACCAGGACUCGACAGUGAUGCUUCUGGUCUACCUACACCGUCCGUACGACCGCCGCUUGUUCAGAUCGAUGGAGAGCCUGACAAGGUACCAACCAUUCUCUCAGCCAGUCCUCUCAGUUCCACUGAAAUCAAAGUCACUUGGACCUAUCCCGACCAAUUGUCCAGCCAUCGAGCCACAGGCUACUACAUUUCAUACGACUUUCUAACAAAUCCACAAGGUGUAAAGACACAGACGGUCACCGGAGGUCACGUGUUGUCACACGUGGUCGUGGGUCUCGAUCCCUACACGCAGUACAACAUUCGUGUGUUCCCGUUCAACGACGAGGGUCAAGGCCCCGCGUCGGACUUCAUGUCAGCAAGCACAUCGAAAGGAGCUCCCGGACAAAGUCCAUCAAAUGUAGAAGUCGAAGUCAAGGAUGACAAAGGCACCGUCGUCGUUUCAUGGACUCCCGUUGCCGUAGCGGAUCAGAACGGCGGCCUCUCGGGAUACAAAAUUGUCUACUCGUGUGGCAACUCGGGAGAAACAACAACGGAAGUCCCCGCCCAUGAAUCGAGCAAAGAGAUCAGACUGAAGCCUGGCGACAACUGCACGGUGUCUGUGUGGGCGUACAACGACGAGGGAAGCAUGCAGUCGGACAAUGAAGCAUUUAUCGUCGAAUCGUCGAGCGACGAUCCGUUCACGAAGUCGACGCAGUUCAUCAUCAUUGUGAUCAUUCUCAGUAUCACGUUGAUCGCUAUUAUCAUCAUGGUCGUUGCAUGUGUUGUGCAUCACCGACGUUCAGACACGAUGGUUGUGAACAAAGCCGAUCUCGGACAGAGACCGGAUCCUGCAGGCGCUCGAACGAGCAUCGCCGACAUGGAGGAGAUGGUUUUCAACGAGGGCGGAAACAUGUCCGGCACGUCAACCACUAGAACGCCACGCGGCUACUUCCCUGCUCCACCGGCUCGUCCUGCUCCUACUCCAACUCUCGUCUCGUCAACAAGCAUGCAGCAAGCAAUGAACUGCAGCACGCCGAUUACGACCGAACUCUACUACGAAUCAAAAGGCUCAAUGGGUCACCUCGAGUAUGCCUAUGCAUCCGAAGGUCCUCACCUGGAAGACAUUGCUCCGCCCAUUCCGAAUCGACGUCCCGUUUUCCGACCCGGGAAUUCUCGUAAGGGGAGCUUUGAUCUACAUGAAGGCAUGAUGACGUAUGGAACUGAUGGACACAUUGAUGAGGCCGGAUUUGAUCCUAGUGAUGACACGCGUCGCUCGAUUCGUUCGUAUGAACUUGAGUACGGCAAAAACGGCAUGCCAUACAGGAAGGGUGGACGAGAACAUCCUAUUCCACCCAAGAUGAACAAUUCAACACUCGCCAGUCGAAACCUCGACGUCAGGCCAAUCGGUCGACAAAGUGAGCUCUGAUGAAAUAUCAUCUAGCGAUGACUUGUUCGUUUCUCGACGAUAUUGUACAGUUAAUAUCAACUUUCUUGUGGAAAAGUGGAUUUUUAAUUGAUUCUUAAGCUAACAGAGAGUAACGAAACGUUUGUUUAGAGACACUAUUUAUAGAGUAGGUUGAGCAAGAGAUUAUUUGAAUUGGGACGUGUAGAUACCGAUGGCAUAUAUUUUAUGGAGUUGCUUUAGAAACAGGAAGAGUUUGAGACACGUUGA